AUGCACAUUUUAUUGGUUAUUUUCUUAUUAAUAAGCAAUGGCGACGGUGCCAGGAUCUUGGGGCUUUUCGGGCAUACUGGUAAAAGCCACUUUAAAUUCUUUGAACCGUUGCUCAAAACGUUAGCAGAACGCGGCCAUGAAGUGACGGUUGCAUCGUAUUUUUCUCUUGAAAACCCGCCAAGUAAUUAUAAAGACGUCAGCUUUAAAGGGGUCGCCGAAGUGGGUUUGGAAACAUUUAACUUGGAAUUGGUAGAAAAUCUAAGUUUCCAUCACAAAAUACCUUUAAUUGGCGAUAUUUUAAAGCAAGUUAACUUAUUAGACUUGUUUGGCGAUUUGGCUGUUAAUCUCUGCGAGAAAAUUAUCAGUUGGCAACCACUCGUAGAGUCGUUAAAAAGAAACUACGACUUGGUGAUUGUGGAAAGUUUCACAAGCGACUGUAUGUUAGGACUGUUGCAUGUGUUUGGAAUUAAAGCGCCAAUUAUUGGUUUGUCUUCGAGCAAUUUACUGUCGUGGACUUUGCCUCGUCUCGGGCUUGUUGAUAACCCAUCAUAUCUACCGGGUGUGAAUACUCCGCUGUCUACGAAGAUGACACUUAUAGAGAGAAUUCAAAAUACGGUUAUGAGCAUUUACACGAAUACAUGGUUUGAGCACUACGUUCAGCAAAGAGAACAAGAAAUUAUAGAGAAGCAUUACAAAAUACGCCUUUGUACGAAUUAUCUAUGGACAUGUCGUUAG
Molecule: messenger RNA, 735 nt
Organism: Pieris macdunnoughi
Lineage: Eukaryota; Metazoa; Arthropoda; Insecta; Lepidoptera; Pieridae
Source: the annotation of a GenBank genome assembly